Culex quinquefasciatus (southern house mosquito) is the source of this 950-nucleotide messenger RNA. RefSeq names its product low affinity immunoglobulin epsilon Fc receptor-like. Gene Ontology annotation, cellular component: external side of plasma membrane. Gene Ontology annotation, molecular function: carbohydrate binding. Gene Ontology annotation, biological process: biological process involved in interspecies interaction between organisms. The coding region runs from base 471 to 950 and encodes 159 amino acids. NCBI's taxonomy places the organism in Eukaryota, Metazoa, Arthropoda, Insecta, Diptera, Culicidae. The record is from RefSeq and is a predicted model, not a curated record. The transcript is spliced from 2 exons.
GGAAAGAAGGGCGGUGAAAGUUGUGAGAUGAGAUUUUGGGCAUGAUAGUUGUGUAGCCGCUGAGAACUGCAAGUGUGAUAUUUAUUUCAAAUUAUAAAAAAUACGAAAAUUGAUCUUUAGUAAAAAGAUGAACUUGGUCUUUUGCUGCCUGACCUUUCGAAUUUCUGCUCUCAUCAAUUAAAACAAAAUUUAAAUGUGAGACUCGACUUCAACCAAAGGUUACCACGAUAGCCAACUUCUCAAUUCGCGCAAUCAUCAGGAUCGCAGAGCCAUCUGGCGACAUUUCGUCCAAGUGGAAUAAAAGGCGAAAUUAGUUUUAAUUUAAUUCGAUCGUUGUCGUUGUGUUGGUGUCAUCUCGCUGCUGAGGCCGAGGGGUCGACACACGAUGUAAAUACCAAUACUCCUCCUGAACGCUUGCCGACACCGGAUUUCAAACCCACCAGCAGCAUAAGCAGUCAUUAACUUCCAAAAUGUGGUCGAAAACAGGUCUCGGAGUAUUCGUGGCAGUAAAUUUAAUUUUAUUAGCUUCAUGUGCCAACAAAACCUACCACAUUCCGAGUAUUCGCGCAAAUUGGUUCAAGGCGAACGAAUUCUGCAGCUCGCUGCGAAUGCGGCUGGUCACGAUAAAAUCCGCUGCCGAAAACAACGCCCUCGCCGAGUUUAUCCGCUCGACGGACAAGUUCUCCGAGGACAAAUGCAUCUUCUGGAUCGGCGGCAGCGACCUGGCCGAUGAGGGCACGUUCAUCUGGACGGGGACGGGAGAACGUGUGACGUACACCAACUGGCACCACGGCGAACCGAAUGACGCAAACGGGGAGGAGGAUUGCCUGCUGAUGGCGUACGUUCCGGCCUGGAAGUUCUUUUGGCACUGGAACGAUAUCCCAUGCACGGACCAGUCGCUGUACUUUGUGUGCGAGGAGGUGCCGUGCGAUUGUGUGGCGCCGUUUUAG